Messenger RNA from Parastagonospora nodorum SN15, 1139 nucleotides. RefSeq lists its product as hypothetical. Lineage: Eukaryota; Fungi; Ascomycota; Dothideomycetes; Pleosporales; Phaeosphaeriaceae. The record is from RefSeq and is a predicted model, not a curated record. Gene Ontology annotation, molecular function: oxidoreductase activity, acting on the CH-CH group of donors, NAD or NADP as acceptor. Bases 1 to 1065 code for a protein of 354 amino acids. The transcript has a single exon.
AUGGUUCAGAACAAGGGCGUCAUUUUCAAGAAGGUGCCAGACGGCUGGCCCGUAGCCGGCGAGCACAUCACCGUCGAGACCCGCGACAUCGACCUCGACCAACAGCUCCCCGAAGGCGGCCUGCUCGUCAAAAACUUCUAUGCCUCGUUCGACCCCUACCAGCGCGGCCGCAUGCGCAGCCCAGAUAAGAAAUCAUACUCGCCGCCCUUCGAGCUUGGCAAGCCCAUCACUAACCGCUCCAUCUUCAAGGUCGUCAAGUCCAAUACGGAGCAGUACAAGGCGGGCGAUGUGCUCAUCACGCGCGGCAUCACGCCGAUUGAGGAGUACAGUGUGUUCGACAAGGACACCGUCGCGGGCGUCAUGAAGCUCGAGAACCCGUACGAACUCGACCCGAAGCACUUCCUCGGCGCGCUGGGCAUGCCAGGUCUGACUGCGUGGUCCUCCUUCUACGAAAUCGGUGUGCCGAAAAAGGGUGAGACCAUCUUCAUCUCGGCCGCGUCAGGUGCUGUCGGACAACUUGUUGGCCAGCUCGCAAGGCAUGAGGGAUUGAAGGUCAUCGGAUCUGUUGGCGACGACGCGAAGCUCCAGUUCAUCAAGGAGGAGCUCGGUUUCACCGACGGCUUCAACUAUAAGACAGAGAAGCCGGCAGAUGCGCUCGCGCGCCUUGCGCCUGACGGCAUCGAUAUCUACUACGAGAACGUGGGCGGCGAACAACUCGAAGCUGCCAUCAACGCGAUGAACAACUUCGGACGCAUCAUCGCAUGUGGCAUGAUCAGCCAGUACAACUGCAAGCCCGGCGAGCAGUACCCCAUCCGCAACUUGAUGCAAGUGGUAGCCAAGAGGUUGACGAUGCGCGGAUUCAUCGUGAGCGAUGAGAACAUGGGUCCCAAGCAUGCGAAGGAGCACCAGGAGAAGCUGCAGAAGUGGCUGCAUGAGGGCACAUUCAAGGCGAAGAUUAGUGUUACCGAGGGCAUUGAUAAUGCGCCUGAGGGCUUCUUGGGUAUGCUGCAGGGAAAGAACUUUGGCAAGGCGGUGCUGCAGAUUGCGGAUAUUGCCAAGGAUUAGGGAUGGAAGGAAAAUUAUGUGAUACCAAAUGACCGCAGAUAGUGGUUAGAGAUAUGAAUAUAUGAAUGACGGAC